Messenger RNA from Acanthamoeba castellanii str. Neff, 1341 nucleotides. RefSeq names its product Ras subfamily protein. The transcript is spliced from 11 exons. NCBI's taxonomy places the organism in Eukaryota, Discosea, Longamoebia, Acanthamoebidae. Gene Ontology annotation, molecular function: protein binding; GTP binding; GTPase activity. The record is from RefSeq and is a predicted model, not a curated record. The coding region runs from base 1 to 1341 and encodes 446 amino acids.
AUGCAGGAGCAGGCGGAGUGCACAACAACAGCAAAAGCGGCGGCUGGUGAGGCCUUCCUGGAGGCGGUGGCCGCUGGCGACGUGCUGCGCGUGCGGCAGCUCUUGCGCGAGCACCCGCCCAACCACGUGGUCGAUGCUGUAGACCACCUUGGAUGGACGGGGCUGAUGGUGGCGGUGGAGGCGCGCCACGUGGAGAUGGUGGAGCUGCUGCUGGCCAGCGGAGCCGACCCGCACCACCGGUCGAGCGUCGACGGCAUGCACGCCCUCCACGUCCUCGCCGAACAGAGCCAACGCCGCGUCUGCCGCUUCAUGUCCUCACACACGUGGCACUUGGCGAAGGCCGCAGAAAGAGUGCUGCUGCAGGCCUUGCUCGACGCCGGCGUCGAUCCCAACGUGCCCACCACAUCCAGCGGCGAGACGGUGGUGCACCUGAUGUGCCUGCGAGGCAACAUCGAGGGCGUGCGCGAGCUGCUCGCCCGGCGCCUGGUGGUCGACAUCGACGCGCGCAACGCCCACGGCGACACCGCCCUCCACUACGCCAUUCUCAUGUUCGCGGCCUCUGCAUUCUCGGCAGCGGCGCGCAGAGGCCACGACGAGGUGGCGCGGCUGCUGGUGGCCCACGGCGCGUCGCGCGCGGUCGAAGGUCGCUUUGGCACGUCGGCCCAGGCGGCGAUCGAGUUCGGACAGCACCACAUCGUCCAACGGCUCCGCGCACUGGCGCUCCGCAACGAAGACGCUCAACAACUGGUCCUCAGUCGUCUGCCACCAGAGGUGGUGGUGCACGUGCUGUCGUUCGUGGCCAACGCGGACGAUCUCUGUUCCCUUUCCAUGGCGAGCAGAGCGUUGGCUGCGGUGAGCCGGGACGACGCCCUGUGGAAGCCGCUCGGUCAUCCAUCGUGGGCCGACCACCACGCCCUCAGGGAGGGCAGCGCCUGGAAGGGUGCCUACAUGCUGUGGCUACGCGCCGCCGUUUCGCAUGGAGUGGGCAAAUCGGCAAUCCUACGCCGCUACGUCCAAGGAGCAUUCGAAGUGGCGCGUACGCCUUCUGUCACGCAAUUCGAGCGCCGCCAUGUGGAGUGGCACGACAAUCGAAUUGAGUUGCACUUGUGGGACCCGAGCGGGCGCGAGCGGUUCAGAUCGAUCUCGCCGAUCGUUUUCCACAACGCGCACGGCGCGGUGGUAGUCUACGACAUCGCCGACAGGUCGACCUUCGACUGCGUCACACUUUGGAUGGAGGAGAUACGCAGGAAGGGCCCGGAAGGAAUGGCCGUGGUGCUGGCGGGCAACAAGGCCGACCUGGCCUCCACAAAACGCGCCGUGACCGAACGCGAGGGCAGGUAG